AUGACUUUGCAAGUAAUAUCAAAACGUUCGUGUCCCAUGAUAGUAAAAUGGGUAUCAGCCAAAUUUGCUGAUAUUUUUACUGUUCGUGGAUUAAUGCAACAAGCACGCGGUGUAAUCCUGAUCGAAUUAUUAAUUUGGCCUGAAUUAGUCUGCAAAAAUAAUUGGAUAUCCGGAUGGACGGAUAUAAACUCUAGUGUGGAACCGCUUUCUCUUUCGAAGAUUAGCAAAUAUUUUUCCUCUCAACCCGAGCACGAAUACCUACAUAUCAUCGUACAACGGCCAACAGUUACUGUAAUUUAUAAUCGGACUAAGAAAUUUUUUCAAUGGAUGGUGAGUAUUGGUGACUCGAGAAAUGGUGUCUUUGGCAGAGUUGAAGGAGAGAGUGAGACGGUGGAAGAUGUGACGGUCGAUGUGGAAAAUGUGGAAGCACAACAACCGUUUCAUUCGUAUACCUUCUUAAGGAUGAAUGAGCUACCAAAACAUGUACUUUAUUCUGGCAAUAUCAUUGAUAGUUGUAUAAAAGAAGAUGUUUUAGGGGAUGUGGUUCGAGAGAUUUUGAGAAAGCAUACGGCAUCUCGAAUCAUCAGGGCCGACGUAAAUGAGGCUACCAAUUAUCUAUGGUGUAUCAAUCUUCUAUGGUAUUGUAAAGAUAUAUCCUGA
This is a messenger RNA of Rhizophagus irregularis DAOM 181602=DAOM 197198, 660 nucleotides long. NCBI's taxonomy places the organism in Eukaryota, Fungi, Glomeromycota, Glomeromycetes, Glomerales, Glomeraceae. The record is from RefSeq and is a predicted model, not a curated record.